This is a messenger RNA of Peronospora matthiolae, 123 nucleotides long. The record is from the annotation of a GenBank genome assembly. Lineage: Eukaryota; Oomycota; Peronosporomycetes; Peronosporales; Peronosporaceae.
AUGGGGUACUUCGCUCACGAGUUCGCGGAUGAUGAGGAAAAGUUCGACUCGUCAAGUGCGGACAUCUCUGGUUUUGAAAAAGCCGGAAUAGGUAGAGAGUUUGAAGACAAAGCAAGAGAGUGA